AUGUCAGCAAUGCGUGUAGUAUGUUUGCAAAAACACACGCGAGGUUGUCAAUGUCGUCUGUCACUCCUUCGUUGCAUCAUCUGCUGGCAGAAGAAACAAGCGGAGUUUGUGGUGUUAAAAUGUCAAGGACUGGGAAAAGUUGCAUUUAGGAGGCUUACACAUUCGUCUGGUGCAAAGCUGACAUCUUUAGGGUCGUUUUCUAAAUGCAGAUCAUUUCACAGACACGCUAGAAUCGCGAGCUUCCAGCGAUACGCAGUUUGGCCUGGCUGCCAUAAGGGUUUAUUUAGCGAAAACUCGAACAUUGUGCAAUACAAUGGGCGCUGUUUUUCUACCUCUUCUCAACUACUAAAUAAAAAAAGUGAUGAUGAUGAGGGCGAAAAUACUCAGAAAGACGAUAAUGCUCAAGGGCCAACGCAGGAAGAAGCACAGGAGAUUGUGAGCAACUUUAACCCAGUCGGUGCAUUGACGACGAUGACCAUUCCAUCAUACCUGCCAAUUGUCCCAAUUAUUGCCAUCAGUAGACAUCCUGUCUUUCCACGAUUUGUGAAAAUGAUUGAGGUUACGCACCCAGAUUUGAUGGAACUUCUCCGUAGGAAGAUCAAAUUUAACCUACCCUAUGCUGGGGUAUUUUUGAAAAAAGAUGAAAACAAUGAGUCUGAUGUGGUUGACCGGCUGGAUGACGUCUAUAAAGUGGGGACGUUUGUUCACAUAACGGAGAUGCAUGAUAUGGGCGACAGACUGCGCAUGAUUGUCAUGGCACACAGAAGAAUACAGAUAACUGACAUAGCAAUGGAGGAGGAGGCAUCAUACCUGCCGGAUCCAGCGGCAGAUAAAGGCAAAAGAAAUCGACGUCGAAGGAACGGGAAAAAGGAUUCAGAUGAUGUAGACAAGAAAGAAGAUGAUGCAACACAGCCACCUACCUCUUUUUCAUUGGGAAACAUUUUUGGCUCCACAAAAGCCGAGCCAUCAUCAGAAGAGGUUGAAGGAACCAAAAGUUCUCCCUCACAUGUGUUGAUGGUGAAAACAGAAAACCUCACCCAUGAACCAUUUGAAAAUAAUGAUGAAAUUAAGGCCCUGACGUCAGAGGUGGUAAAAACAAUCAGAGAUAUCAUAGCUAUGAACCCUCUAUACAGAGAAAAUCUGGCACAGAUCAUCCAGGCAGGUCAGAGGGUUAUCGACAACCCUGUUUAUAUCAGCGAUUUGGGUGCUGCACUGACUGCUGGUGAGCCGCAUGAAAUGCAAGAAGUUUUGGAAGAAAAAAAUAUUGCAAAGCGUCUGAUGCUGGCCUUAUCCUUGCUAAAGAAGGAGUAUGAACUGAGUAAAUUACAGCAGAGGAUUGGCAAGGAGUAUAUUCUGAAGGAACAGCUGAAGAUCAUCAAGAAAGAACUGGGCUUGGAAAAAGAUGAUAAGGAUGCCAUUGAGGAGAAGUUCAGAGCAAGGCUCAAGGAACUGGUGGUGCCCACCCAUGUCAUGGAGGUGAUUGAUGAGGAGCUCAACAAACUCUCAUUUCUGGACAACCACUCUUCAGAAUUCAAUGUCACACGCAACUACCUAGACUGGCUGACCAGUCUUCCCUGGGGGAAGUACAGCGAAGAAACUCUGCACCUGGACAAAGCCAGGAAGAUUCUGGAUGAGGAUCAUUAUGGCAUGGAGGAAGUGAAGAAACGAAUUCUGGAAUUUAUUGCUGUUAGCCAGCUCAAGGGACACACCCAGGGUAAAAUUCUUUGCUUCUAUGGGCCACCAGGCGUGGGGAAAACCAGCAUUGCCAGGUCUAUAGCUAGAGCGCUCAACAGAAAGUAUUUCCGAUUCAGCGUGGGUGGUAUGACUGACGUAGCUGAGAUUAAGGGACACAGGUAUGUUGCCUCUAUGACAGGUUCUGUGACAGGCUUCAUCAGAUUUCAUUUCUUAAUCAGUUACCUGAUCCAUUUUUUGUGGACACAUCAACUUUGUCCCGUGCUCUUCAUCUGUACAGCAAACGUGACAGAGACAAUACCCGAGCCACUGAGAGACAGAAUGGAAAUGAUUGAUGUCUCUGGCUAUGUCGCUGAGGAAAAACUCAAUAUUGCAAAUCAAUAUCUGGUGCCACAAGCCAUCGCCAAUUCUGGAGUGGACAAGGAAAAGAUGCAUGUUACUGACGAGGCCAUGAACACUUUGAUCAAAUCUUACUGCAGGGAGAGUGGGGUUCGCAACCUGCAGAAGCAGAUCGAGAAGAUUUUCCGUAAAGCUGCCCUGAAGAUUGUCAGUGAGAACAUCACCAAGAUUGAGGUAGACACCAGCAACCUUCAGGAGUUUGUGGGCAAGCCUGUGUUCACACACGAUCGUCUGUACGACCUGACACCUCCAGGGGUGGUCACUGGUCUAGCCUGGACUGCCAUGGGUGGAUCCACUUUGUUCAUUGAGACAGCUCUAAAGAAAUCUCUGGAUCUAAGUGCCAAGGAAGCAGGUUCCAUAGACUUGACUGGCAGUCUAGGCAAUGUCAUGAAAGAGAGCGCCCACCUGGCCCACACCUAUGCCAAGUCCAUCCUGGCCAAGCAAUUUCCUGAAAAUGAAUUCUUGCAGAAGGCUCAUCUGCAUUUACACGUGCCAGAGGGAGCGACCCCUAAAGAUGGCCCUAGUGCAGGAUGUACAAUUGUGACAGCCCUGCUGUCUCUGGCCAUGAACAAACCGGUGCGACAAAACCUGGCAAUGACAGGAGAGGUGUCUCUGACUGGAAAAGUGUUGCCAGUUGGUGGUAUUAAGGAGAAGACUAUCGCUGCAAAACGAGUUGGGAUCACAGCAUUGAUACUACCAGCAGAAAACAAAAAGGAUUUCUCCGACCUGCCGAGCUUCAUCUCCGACGGUCUUGAUGUCCAUUUUGUUGAUCAUUAUGAGGAUGUGUUCAAGUUGGCUUUUCCCGACCAGUAA
Messenger RNA from Candidula unifasciata, 2904 nucleotides. The record is from the annotation of a GenBank genome assembly. NCBI's taxonomy places the organism in Eukaryota, Metazoa, Mollusca, Gastropoda, Stylommatophora, Geomitridae.